CCGAUAUGCCAUCCUUUCAACCCCACCACAGCCACGACGACACCCAUCCCGCCGGCGCCGCCGAUCCCCUGCUCUCCGACGAGUACACCAUCGCUCCGAUUGAACCCGCCGGAAAUCAAGGAUCGGCGCCACUGCCGCUCCUUUUGAAGGCGGAGCAAUCCGAUAACAAUUCGGCCGGGUCGGGUCGGGUUGAACCGCCGCCUGCGGCGGCGGUGGCGAGGAGAUCGACGAAAGACCGCCACACGAAGGUGGAGGGCCGCGGCCGGAGAAUCCGGAUGCCGGCGGCGUGCGCGGCGAGGAUAUUCCAAUUGACGCGUGAGCUAGGGCACAAAUCCGACGGCGAGACAAUCCGGUGGCUACUGGAACGGGCGGAGCCGGCGAUAAUCGAGGCCACCGGCACCGGCACCGUGCCGGCGAUCGCCGUCUCCGUCAACGGAACGCUGAAAAUUCCGACGACCGCCGCCGCCGACGCCGAAACCUCCCGGAAACGGCGCAAGAGGGCUUCCACCAGCGAGUUUUGCGAGGCUGGUGAAAAUUCCAAUUUUGCCCCCGUCGCACCCGUUGCUCCACAAGGGUUAGUUUCGGUAUUUCCUACCGGGACAUUUUUCAUGAUUCCUCCUACCGGCGGCGGCGGCUCUUCCGCCGCGCCGUUGACUCAGCAGCACUUCUGGGCCAUACCCGCCGCCGCGACGCCAGUUUACAACGUCGCCGCGCGGCCAGUAAGUAGCUUCGUCAGUUUCUCCGGCGGCGGCGGCGGAAGCGGGGAGAACGAAUCGGAGCCGAGCCACGUCAGCGGGAGCCGCGAAAAAAUGAAGGUAUCAGAAGCCGGUACAAGCGCCGAAGCAAGUGGUACAAGUAGUGCAGCGCAGAUGCUGAGGGACUUCUCUAUGGAGAUUUAUGAGAAAAGAGAGCUUCAGUUUAUGGUUGGGAAUUCCGACAAAGCCUCAUCUCCGAAGCCCUGAAGAAGACGAUGGUACCAAGGGUCCGGGACUCGCUAGGGUUUUGCACCAAUCUGUUUUUUUUUUUUUUUUUUUUUUAAUAAAUUUCUAUCCAUUUCUUCCAACAAAUUGGAAUCUAUACAAUUUUGUAAUUAUUCUCGAUAAAUGUCGGGGAAAAAAUGCAAUCAUAUUAAAUUUAAUAAUUACUAUA
This is a messenger RNA of Andrographis paniculata, 1149 nucleotides long. RefSeq names its product transcription factor TCP19-like. The transcript has a single exon. Gene Ontology annotation, cellular component: nucleus. Gene Ontology annotation, molecular function: sequence-specific DNA binding; DNA-binding transcription factor activity. NCBI's taxonomy places the organism in Eukaryota, Viridiplantae, Streptophyta, Magnoliopsida, Lamiales, Acanthaceae. Bases 6 to 962 code for a protein of 318 amino acids. The record is from RefSeq and is a predicted model, not a curated record.